This is a messenger RNA of Nanorana parkeri, 2045 nucleotides long. RefSeq names its product connector enhancer of kinase suppressor of ras 2-like. Gene Ontology annotation, molecular function: protein binding. Gene Ontology annotation, cellular component: cytoplasm; membrane. The annotation marks the transcript as partial. Gene Ontology annotation, biological process: regulation of signal transduction. NCBI's taxonomy places the organism in Eukaryota, Metazoa, Chordata, Amphibia, Anura, Dicroglossidae. The transcript has 18 exons. The record is from RefSeq and is a predicted model, not a curated record.
UGCGGAUCUCCUCCUCUCCUCAUCAUGGCUCUGGUGAUGGAACCGAUCAGCAAGUGGAGCCCCAAGCAGGUGGUGGACUGGAUGAAAGGGCUGGACGACUGCUUGCAGCAAUACAUCAAAAACUUUGAGCGAGAGAAGAUCAAUGGAGAGCAGCUACUACACAUCACCCACCAGGAGCUGGAGGAGCUCGGAGUCACCCGGAUCGGCCAUCAGGAACUCAUACUGGAGGCCGUGGACCUGCUGUGCGCACUGAAUUACGGUCUGGAGACGGAGAACCUGCGCACUCUCUCCCACAAACUCAACGCGUCCGCCAAAAAUCUUCAGAACUUCAUCACGGGUCGGAGGCGGAGCGGCCACUACGACGGGAGAGCGUCCCGGAGACUCCCCAACGACUUCCUCACCUCUGUGGUGGAUCUGAUCGGUGCUGCUAAGAAUCUGCUGGCCUGGCUGGACAGAUCUCCGUUUGUCAGUGUGACGGAAUAUUCACUCCUGAAAAAUAACAUCGUUCAACUGUGCCUCGAACUGACCACCAUCGUCCAACAGGAUUGCACGGUCUAUGAAACAGAAAAUAAGAUUCUCCAUGUGUGUAAAACUCUGUCUGGGAUCUGCGACCACAUUAUUUCCCUCUCAUCCGAUUCGCUGGUGUCUCAGUCGGCCCAUUUGGAAGUUGUCCAUCUCACGAACAUCAUGCCGAGUGAAGGACUGGGUAUGUACAUCAAAUCUACGUACGACGGCCUCCAUGUCAUCACAGGAACCACGGAGAACUCACCUGCCGACCAAUGCAAGAAGAUCCAUGCCGGUGAUGAAGUCAUUCAGGUCAACCAUCAGACGGUGGUUGGUUGGCAGUUAAAGAACUUGGUGAACGCAUUGAGGGAAGAUCCUAGUGGGGUGAUCCUGACACUGAAGAAGAGACCUCAGAAUACUCUGGCGUCAGCACCCGCACUCCUGAAGAAUGUCAGAUGGAAACCACUCGCACUUCAGCCUGUGAUUCCAACCAGUCCCACGAGUGGUAACACAACCCCCACGGGAACAAUGGGAAUGCCUUCCAAGGUGGACAGCUCCACCCUACAUGACGUCUUCAUCCUUUCCCCCGUGUCUGGACUGUAUGGCCCAAGAGACGACAUCGGCAUCGUGUCCUGCGAUGACAUCAACAAGUACGGCGUCGGCAAGAUGGGGAUGAAGGGCUCGGAGUCGCCCAGCUACUUCCUCGGGCACGAGAGCGGCAAAUAUUACACUCUGAUUGAAGGUGAGGGACAUGACGUGGGCUCAGAGUAUGACAGAGGUAGAUCGACAGGGGUUCGCAGAAGAGAAAAGACGCCGACUCACGGUGACCUCCGACCCGUGUCCAUGCCAACCGACUACAGCUGGAUAGGAGACCCCAAAGAGCCCAACAUGUACAAGAGAGGCAGCAGAGACUCUGAGAACUCGCUGCUGCGAUAUCUGAGCGAUGACAAGAUUCUGGUGAUACAAGAGGAGCCGCCGACCCAGAAAGACAACAAGAAGGACACGGGCCGGAGGUCCCGGAAAAAGAGCAAGAACCCCGGGAGCCCCAGUUACCCCAUCAGCCCCUCAAUGCUGACCUCCAGCGGGCGACUGGACCCGGCCCAGCAAGAUGCACUGACCUUCUCUAUGGCGGAGAGCAACACCGUACCCCUCUACCAUAGAGCGACUGACACGAUCGGGGGAGACACAGAGAGGUAUACAAGUUCAGCGGUGGAGCGUCAGGGGAACACAUCGAUGAGGAAGUCUUUCCAUUACGCAUCUCUGAGGGUAAAAACCAAAAAGCGAUCGAAAGGAAGUUCUCUGACCAGCGGGAGCAGACGGAGGAUUUCCUGCAAGGAUCUCGGCCACGGCGACUGUGAGGGAUGGCUCUGGAAGAAGAAAGACGCCAAAGGUUACUUCACCCAGAAGUGGAAGAAGUAUUGGUUCAUCCUGAAGGAUUCCUCCCUCUACUGGUACACCAACCAAAACGACGAGAAGGCCGAGGGGUUCAUCAGCCUCCCGGAAUUCAGGAUAGAUCGCGCCAUCGAAUGCCGGCGGAAACA